AUGUCUAAUUCCCCAGAAACUCUCAAGAGCCUUGCGGCCAAGGUGACUGAGCUGUCAGCCUCCUUUACCAAGUUCCUCGAGCAGAACAAAAUCCCCCAACCAACUUUCGAAGCCGAUAGCCCGACCAGUUAUGAGGGCAUCACGCCCGAGGCCUUUGUGCUGCGCCAGAAGCUCCUUGACUCCUUACAAGACAUGUGGUACCUCGCCCAAGGCCCAAGCGAGAGCAUCUUCAACUAUGUUCACAACUCCAUGCCUGACGUUGCCGUGCUGAACAUCCUGAACCAUUUCAACUUCUGGGACGCAGUGCCCUUGGACGGCUCGGCGGAUCACGCCACCAUCGCCAAGCACACCUCCCUGCCGCAAGAAGUCGUCGAGCGCGUCCUCGAGCACGCGACGACGCUCCGCCUCUUCGCUGAAGUCAGUCCAGGCCGACCAGCCUCGGGUGUCCGCCACACAUCCCGCUCCGCUGCCCUCGCCAAGAACACAGGUCUCCGCGCCCUCGUCGCCACCCUCCUCGACGAUGCCGGCCCGCCCAUGACCCUCAUGAACCACGGCCUUUGCGUGCUGCACAACAACGACGGCCCGCUCGGGCGUUACAAGAACAGCUGGGACUACAUCGAGAAUGACGGCGAGGGCGAGAAGAAGGGGUGGCGGUCGCGCAAUUUCGUCACCUUUAUGAACUACCUCAAGGACAUCUUCCGUCUCGAGCAGGUUGUCCUCGAUGCUUACGACUGGAAAGCUGCGGGCGACAUUUCGGUCGUCGACCUCGGUGGCUCCGGCGGCCACGACGACUUUGCCCUGGCCAAGGCCUACCCGAAUCUCAAGAUCAAGGUGCAGGACCUCCCCGAGGUCGAGCCCGUCUUCACGGCCAACCGGCCGGCAGAGCUCGCCUCGCGCGUCACCUUCCACGCGCAGUCCUUCUUCGAGCCCCAGGCCCUGUCGGCCGACGUGUACAUGUUCAAGCUCAUCCUGCACGACUGGCCCGACAAGGAGUCGGUACAGAUCCUGCAGGCGCUGCGGCCGAGCCUCAAGCGCGGCGCGCGUGUGCUCUUCAUCGACUACGUCGGCAAGCAGGGCGAGCAGGAGGGCGAGCCACUGCCGCGGUCGAUUCAGCAGAUGGGAACGUCAACAGACAUUCGCAUGAUGGCUCUGUUUGCAACCAAGGAGAGGCCCGUCAAGGCCUGGAAGGAGAUUUUCCACAAGGCCGACGAGAGGUUUGAGAUUGUCAGGGUUGAGGCUAACCCCAUGACAUUCUUUGUCAUCAUCGAGGCUGUUUGGCAAGGAUGA
Messenger RNA from Verticillium alfalfae VaMs.102, 1287 nucleotides. RefSeq names its product O-methyltransferase. The record is from RefSeq and is a predicted model, not a curated record. Lineage: Eukaryota; Fungi; Ascomycota; Sordariomycetes; Glomerellales; Plectosphaerellaceae. Gene Ontology annotation, molecular function: O-methyltransferase activity. The transcript is spliced from 4 exons. Bases 1 to 1287 code for a protein of 428 amino acids.